This is a messenger RNA of Antechinus flavipes (yellow-footed antechinus), 3265 nucleotides long. RefSeq names its product 15-hydroxyprostaglandin dehydrogenase (gene HPGD). Lineage: Eukaryota; Metazoa; Chordata; Mammalia; Dasyuromorphia; Dasyuridae. The record is from RefSeq and is a predicted model, not a curated record. The transcript has 7 exons. Gene Ontology annotation, cellular component: cytoplasm. Gene Ontology annotation, molecular function: oxidoreductase activity, acting on the CH-OH group of donors, NAD or NADP as acceptor. The coding region runs from base 333 to 1133 and encodes 266 amino acids.
GUACAUACACAUGCACACUCCUCCUCCUCUCCCUCCUCCUCCUCCCUCUUAGCUGUCAAGCCCGUAGACAACUGUGCAGUUAGGAGGAGAGACCGGCUCGCAGACGGGGCAAGAACAAAGCAGGAAGAGUGGAGUUGCUUAGCCUACUCCCAGCGCGCUCUAGGGCAGGUGACACAGAUGCAGAUUUCUCGGGGCCUGGGGUUUGACAGUUUCAUCCCCGCCCACUGGCUAUAGAGCAAAAUAAAAAGCUGUGUAAACACUGAACGCAAGAAGAUUCAGAGUUUGCCCAUCGAGCGCACACUCAAACCGCCUCUACAGAGAAGCCGGGCAUCAUGCACGUGAAUGGAAAAGUGGCGCUGGUGACGGGGGCUGCGCAGGGCAUAGGCAAAGCCUUCGUUGAGGAGCUUCUGCACAAAGGCGCUAAGGUAGCCCUAGUGGAUCUCAAUCUGGAAGAAGGUGAAAAAUGUAAAGCCGCUCUGGACGAACAGUUCGAACCUAAAAAGACGCUGUUUCUUCAGUGUGAUGUAGCAGAUCAGGAACAACUGAGAGAUACUUUUCGAAAAGUAGUUCAGCAUUUUGGAAGAUUGGAUAUUUUGGUCAAUAAUGCCGGAGUGAAUAAUGAAAAACACUGGGAAAAAACUGUCCAGAUUAAUUUGGUCUCUGUGAUUAGUGGAACAUAUCUUGGACUAGACUAUAUGAGCAAACAAAAUGGAGGUGAUGGAGGAGUCAUUAUCAACAUGUCAUCUCUGGCAGGACUUAUGCCUGCUGAACACCAGCCGGUAUACUGUGCUUCCAAGCAUGGAAUAAUUGGAUUCACACGAUCUGCUGCUAUUGCAGCUCACAAUAUGAAGACUGGAGUGAGAUUAAAUGCCAUUUGUCCAGGUUUUGUUAAUACACCAAUCCUCCAGUCCAUUGAUAAAGAAGAAAACAUGGGACAAUAUUAUGGAUACAAGGAUUGUAUCAAAGAUAUGAUGAAAAUUUAUGGAAUAUUAGACACAUCAAUCAUUGCCAAAGGGUUGAUAACCAUUAUAGAAGAUGAUACUUUAAAUGGUGCAAUUAUGAAGAUCACAACAUCUCAGGGAAUUCACUUUCAAAACUAUGAUACAAUUCCUUAUCAGUCUAAAACUCAGUAAACAUUUCAUGGAUUUGACAACAUUUGGACAGAAAUGCAGUUGAUGAAUACACACAUUUCUGAAUUUGAUUCAUAGUAUAGAAGCUAUUGUUUUUUAGAUCCAUCAUGUUUUGUUUGAUUCUUUUUUCAAUACUUGAAUUGCUCUUUCAAGGCUGAUAGGGAUAUGUUAUAAACAAUUGUAUUUGUGUUCAUGAUUGGUUUAAAUGAGUAAAGCUACAUGAAAUAGCAAAUAAUCAAUCAUAAUACUUUUAAUACUUAAUGUAUACUCUUUGAUCUGAGUAACUCCUAUUCUUAAAUUUUUUAGUGUAUUUAUUGUGACAGCAUCCCUUUGUAGGAAGUAUAAGAAUCAACUACAAUUGAUAUACUUAUUACAGAGAGGAUUAAAGUUGUUGUAGAGGACUAUAGUUAUAUAGUCCUCUAUAUAAAUAGAACUUGGAAUUAUUGAUUUCACAGCUCAGAUUCCUGUCUUAGGAGAUACACGGCCUUCCCAUUUGUCAAUCACAAAUUUUAAUUUCUUAUUGAUUGGUCCACUUGAAUUCAAAAUUCUGAACUUUAACUUCAGAAGUUUUAAUAUUAAAUUUUAGUGGCAAUGCUUUUAGUAUUGGCAAUUCAACUUUUAGAAGUGACAUGGAGCAAAAAUAAUAGCAAAGAACCCUUCCCCCUAAAAAAUUUAAUUUACAUACUAUUUUAUUUUUUUAAGUGUAACUGAAAUGUGUAUUUCAGAUUCAAUUUUCAUAUUAAUUUCAUAGAUUUCUAAAUUGCUUGGCUUUCACUGAAAUUGUUUGAUUCAGAUCUCUAAAUAUUACUAAUUACUCUCAAAUUGGAUUAUUAAUCAUUUGCUUCACUAUUCAGGAGCUGAUUUGGCAAUAGCUAUAGCAAAAAGCUACAAAAUACAAUAAUAAAAACUGCCAUGAAAUAGUGUCCCUUUUGUUACUAGCAUAGCUACACUCUUCAGGGCCAGUAAAGAAUACAGUGAAGGGAAGAACUGGCUAACUUACUUGAGGUGUAUAAAAAUGUUUUCUGCUGCACUAAGUUAAAGUAAUCCAUACUUCAUUACCACUCAAUGAUGAAAGCCCAAGAUUCCUAACUUAGUCACUGAAUUCUGGAAGCCAGUGAAUCUACUUUGCCUGAUGGAUGAGACCUAUAGCUCUCCUAAUCUGAGUCAGUUCUCUGGAUUGUGAAGCAAAUGACUGAUGUAUCUCCUAAAGGACAGCAGAUAAAGAUUAGGAGGGUUUUCAUCCAUAGGGUCCCAUAUAUGUUGGGACUAAAAUUCUGUGUAGUUAAAUUUCUGCUAUUUUGUGGAACUCUUUAAGGAAGCUGUUGGGACAGACAGCCUCAGCAAUGCAGAACUCCAGUGGAAGAAGAUUCAAUUUGCUGGAGAAAAGUUGGGAAUAAGCUAUGUCAUAUGUAGGUAUAGACCUUUCCACAACAUGCAUUGAAUGUCACUAUUGUAAACCAUAUUUUCUUUUUGUCCUUUUUCAUUUUCUCCCUGUGACAUGAAGUCAUAUUUUGAAAUCUGUGUAUAGCAAUUAGACCUACCAUAUACCCUGGCAGCUCUCAGCAAAUAUACUCUGUGAUGGAAAUACUCUCUUUCAAGACAAAGAACUAUCCAUAGCAGGUAUUAAGAAGCAAUAUUUGAGCAGCACCAAAUAAAAAUGUGAGUGUAUAUAUUAAGAAAAGUCUGUUCACCUUUUUAAAAGUAUGUAAAUAGUGUUCAUAAUCCUGCAACAUGAUAUACUACAUGAGCCUAUGAAUAGGGGAAAGAAAUAGCUUACUAUGUUGGGAAAACCCCAACUUGUAUAUUCUAAACACGGUUGCCUCCUAUUUUUAUAUCGCCAGUCAUGAUUCCAAUAUAGAUAAGUGCUUCCCCUGUUUCUCUUUUCUUCUGUGAAUACAGGACUUUCUUCCAAAUUCUCAGAUCCUCUUCCUACUUCCAAGUUACAAAGGAUCCAAGCAGCCUAUUUUUUUCUCUGUGUAACUAACCUGACUAUAUAGGUUGGACUGGGAAAAGAUCAAAAUGGAAAUUUGUUCAUAUGUCUUAAGUAUUUAGAAUGUUUCUUUUGUUGCUGAAUGAAUAUUAAAAACUGAAGUGGAUUAAAGAUGUAAAUUUUGAAUAAAGUUUAAUGGAAUUAA